Molecule: messenger RNA, 2923 nt
Organism: Musa acuminata AAA Group (dessert banana)
Lineage: Eukaryota; Viridiplantae; Streptophyta; Magnoliopsida; Zingiberales; Musaceae
Product: putative UDP-glucuronate:xylan alpha-glucuronosyltransferase 3
Exons: 6
Coding region: 758-2686 (642 amino acids)
Biological process (GO): xylan biosynthetic process
Molecular function (GO): glycosyltransferase activity
Source: RefSeq, a predicted model, not a curated record
UGUCUCAGAAUUCCCACUGACACUUCCCAGCCAACUCUCUCAACAUCCUCCCACCCACUCCCCAAGAACACAUCUCUUGAAGGUCCCCCAGGGACCAUGUCACUUGCACCAACCUCACACUCCCUUCAUUGCAUUGCAGAUCUCCUUUGCAAGGCCCAACCUCUCUCUCUCGCUCUUUCUCUGCAAGUAAAGGAACAGUGAUCUUUGGAACAUGGACUGUAGUGCUGUAGGUCCCCAAGAUUGCAGUGAGAAUCCACAUUGGUCAUCGUUCCAUGCUUUCCUUCUCUAAUCAAUUCCACUUCCUCCUAUAAAAAUCGUUCCUUUUGCGUAAUCUCUCCCUCCAUUGUUCCUGGCCUGCUUGGAGGUGUCCAUUGCUCCAUGCUCCGUGCCGCGUUGGAUUGCAGGGGGAAUCAACACUGGUCAUUAUUGCAUGCGUUAUUCCUCCUCCAAACUCCACUUGCGGUUGCUUUAGCGUGUUCAUCACUUCCAUUCUUUAUUUGGUUGGUGACCUCCUUCCUUCUCUGUCAUCGUUUUCUUUCGGCUUCGCUCUUGGCCAUUUCUUCAAGGAUUGUUCUGCUCGCUCCCGCUUUUCGGUAGAGAGUUCGUGGUUUUAACGACGCGUGGAAGGUUCCGCGUCGUCUUUUGACGGCCACCGUCCCUCCGGGAGUGGGUGACUCCGCUUUGUCGGAGUGUUGAGAUCGGUUUCUUGCGUUGAUCGAGGGCAUAUGAUGGCGUUACUUGCUGUGGCCGGAUCGAGAUGAGAGGUGGGGCGGGCGCUGCCGGGGCCGGCCAGAGCGAGGCCAGGCACCGAUCGGGGGGAAGUCCUGUCUGUGCAAACAAAAGGAGCUCUUGCAGAAGCAGUGACUUCAGACAAGCCGACAAGCCAUUCAACAGUUUUUUUCCAGAAAGGAAUUCAUCCUGGAAGCUGCACACAUUGAAACUUGGCUUGAUACUCAUUGUAUUUUGCACCUUUUUGACCUUUCUCCACUCUCCUGCGGCUUAUCAUAAUGAUCAUUCGUUGCAUGCUGGCUCUAGGACCAGGUUUAAGGAUGUUGGAUGGUUAUGGGACAAAUCCAAACCUGAUCCGCGGUAUGUGUCGCAUUCGAAUGUUGAUUGGGCUCAAAUCAUGAUGUGUGUGGCACAGAUGGAUGCCAGUAAAGGAAAUCUGAAAAUUGGCUUACUGAAUUUUAACAUUUCUGAGAUCAACCAGUGGCGCCAACUCUUACCGAACGCAGGGAUUUCUGUCAUCCAACUUGAUUAUGCAGAGAGUAAGAUUACUUGGGAGGUCCUUUAUCCUGAAUGGAUCGAUGAGGAAGAAGAAUCCGAAGUCCCCUCUUGUCCCAACCUACCUGAACCCAAGUUCUCUAAAGGCCUCCAUUUGGACCUCAUUGCAGUCAAGCUUCCUUGCAGUGGCUCAGGGAGCUGGUCAAGAGAUGUUGCUCGAUUGCAUUUGCAGCUUGCAGCUGCGAAAGUCGCUGCGGGGUCUCCGGCAGGCCGCCACCCUGUUCAUGUACUUUUCGUGACCGACCGUUUCCCUAUCCCAAACCUUUUUACGUGCAAGUACCUCGUCAUGAGGAGAGGAAAUAAUUGGUUGUACAAACCAGACUUGCAUCUGUUGAAGGAGAAGCUACAGCUUCCUAUCGGAUCAUGUCAGCUCGCACUCCCCCUCGAGGCAAAAGAGCGGCCGCAAUCUGAUACUCCUCACCGAGAAGCAUAUGCCACCAUACUCCACUCUGCCAAUGUUUAUGUCUGUGGUGCCAUUGCAGCAGCCCAAAGCAUUCGGUUAGCAGGAUCAAAGAGAGACCUAGUGAUCCUCGUUGAUGAAACAGUCAGUGAUCACCACAGAGGCGGUCUCGAAGCUGCAGGAUGGAAGAUCAAAACUAUCACAAGGAUCCGAAAUCCCAAGGCCGAGCGUGACGCUUACAACGAGUGGAACUACAGCAAAUUCAGGCUUUGGCAGCUCACGGAGUAUGACAAGAUCAUAUUCAUCGACGCAGACCUUCUCAUCCUACGAAACAUCGAUUUCUUGUUCACUAUGCCUGAGAUCACCGCCACAGGAAACAACGUGACGUUCUUCAACUCGGGCGUGAUGGUUGUCGAGCCUUCCAACUGCACGUUUCAGCUGUUAAUGGAUCAUAUCAACGAGAUAGAAUCCUACAAUGGUGGAGACCAAGGUUACUUGAAUGAAAUCUUUACAUGGUGGCACCGUAUACCGAGGCACAUGAACUUCCUGAAGCACUUCUGGUUCGGCGAUGAGGAGGAGAUCAAAGCGAAGAAGAUUCGUUUGUUUGGCGCUGAUCCUCCGCUUCUCUAUGUUCUUCACUACCUGGGCCUGAAGCCAUGGCUGUGUUUCCGGGACUAUGACUGCAACUGGAAUGUGGACAUAAUGCAGGAGUUCGCGAGUGAUGUCGCGCAUGCAACUUGGUGGAAAGUGCACGAUACGAUGCCGCAACACUUGCAGAGCUUCUGUCUUCUAAGAUCAAAGCAGAAAGCUGGACUGGAGUGGGAUCGGAGGCAGGCGGAGAAGGCAAAUUAUUCUGAUGGCCAUUGGAGACGAAACAUUACCGAUCCUCGUCUAAAGAUAUGUUUCGAAGACUUCUGCUACUGGGAGAGCAUGCUAUGGCAUUGGGGCGAUCCCAACUGGUUUGAUAAUGACACCACAUCUAAUCCCACACCAAAAUCAUAAUCUUCCAUUGUUCUUGCUUUGCCAAUCUCGCUGAAUUCUUUUCACCGAUGGACAUAAAAGUUCUUAGAACUAGGCUGUUUAAGAGCUUCACAGGAUAGAUGAUGCUCUGCAAAUAAUAUAUACGUAUAUAUAGAGAGGUGAACAUCUUCUUUUUGUUUACCUUGAUAUCAUGCUUUGUCAUGUUCUGUGGAGUGUUAAGCUCCGUUUUCUGCUGUGGGUAAUCUUGUUUUGGUUUCA